Molecule: messenger RNA, 1389 nt
Organism: Phytomonas sp. EM1
Lineage: Eukaryota; Euglenozoa; Kinetoplastea; Trypanosomatida; Trypanosomatidae
Source: the annotation of a GenBank genome assembly
AUGUUGAAUCCCUCUAGGAAACGCCAUCCGCCUGCGCAGCUGCAUUGCCGGAUCGCCAAACACUGCUUUCCGGUUUAUUCUCACCCCGUUUUUCGUGCAGAGGUGCAGGAGCGCAGGUUCGUCGAAACGCAUGUCGAGGAGGCUUUACAGGAUACGGAGCUGAUGGAAUGUCUGAAUCAACAGAUUGAGGCGUAUUUUCUUACCUUGCAGGAUCCUUCGAAGAUGGGGAAUUCCCUCGCGGAGGUUGAGAUCAGCGACGCCGCGAUCGCGAAAAUCCUUGAUGAGGCCUUAGCUAUCUAUCAGGGCGAUUCUACGGCGACAGAAAGUGGCGACCGUGGUGAGAUUUUGCGGGAAACCCCCUUUGAAAACCCCCUUGGCAGCGUGGAGUCGACCGGAGCCUCCCGAGAGAGGAUUUCCCGCAUGGAAAAAAGCAUCGAGGCGAAAAAAUGGCCUCUCCGGGGUCGUCAUCUUCCACCGCUUUCUGUCGUUUCCCCCUCAACCCGUGGUGGGGCGGUCGAAACGCGAAAUUGUCGUCUUCUCCCUGAUUUAACGCCGGUGGUGGUGGGGGCAGGGGGGGGUUUCGGCGAGGAGGGCCCCUUGACGACAGAAGGAUCCCCAGAAAGGGCGGUUUCGAAAUCCCCUUCGCAAACUGGGGAAGGGAGGAGGCCUCGAAUCUCGCGCCGUGGGGCUCGCGCCGCGAUUUAUUCACUUCUUCGCACCCGCCUUCCUCCGGAAUGUGCGGAUCGCAUCGUCGGGGAGGCCGAGAUUCGUCGUGCGCGGCGAGGAAAGGUCGGGGUGGGGGCCUCUCAGCUUCGCGCCCUUCCCCCUGCCAGUUUUGCCGAGUUGGAUGUGUGGAUGGAUGGCAACUCCACCUGCCUUCGUCGACGUCCAAAAGCGGCGGAUUUGACGCCGGCGCAACGCGCCGCGAUUCACGCCGCCCGCGCCCUCACCGAAGGCCCUUCGCGAUGCGUGAAGUGGCCGAUUGAAGUCCCCCUUCCACCGCGGCAUUUAUCCCCCUCCUCGUCGUGGAUGGCUUCCCCUUCCCCUUCCCGCCAUUCAACGCUUCAAUCCGGUGGAUUCGGAGGACUUUCCGUGGACCCCCGCGAACGCGCCGCGUCGCCGUCGAGAGGUCUUUCCAUUUCGAACGUUUCCACCCUGAAAUCGAUGGAAGGGGUGUUGGGGGAGCCGCCGCACGAAAACGCGUCGUUUACUCAAAAAACAAAAUUCCGCCUUCCCCGCAUGAAAGGGGUGGGGUUCACCCAGAAUACCCCCUCCUCGUGCUCGCGGAAUCGGGAAAAAGAAGAGACGCCAAGGGGGGAUGGCAGGAGGAACGGUCACGAUCAAGUUUGGGAAAAGGCGUUGCAAAAUGUAAAAAAUUUUUGCCUGUGA